This is a messenger RNA of Myzus persicae (green peach aphid), 1073 nucleotides long. Its product is annotated as protein obstructor-E. Gene Ontology annotation, molecular function: chitin binding. The record is from RefSeq and is a predicted model, not a curated record. The transcript has 5 exons. NCBI's taxonomy places the organism in Eukaryota, Metazoa, Arthropoda, Insecta, Hemiptera, Aphididae. The coding region runs from base 187 to 879 and encodes 230 amino acids. Gene Ontology annotation, cellular component: extracellular region.
CGGUGAAAGGCGAGUAGUACACACGUACAUAUAACAUUUGUCACGUGCGUUUUAUUAUUCUUUUUUCGUUAUUAUUGUGUUUUACGUACAACGCGUACAGUGUACCAGAAGCCGCCGAUUGCCCGACAGGUCGGAUUUGUAAACACGCGCAUUACACAGGUAAAUACAGCACACGCCGCCGCCACGAUGAACGUCUUUUGGACGUUUUCCGCAGUGCUCCUGCUCAAAGCAACAGUGAUCCAGUGCCAGGAAUACAGCGCGGAAAGAUCCUCGCAGUGUCCGGAACAACACGGCGAACAGACGUACCCACACCCCGACUAUUGCGAUCAGUUCUAUCUGUGCACGAACGGCACUCUGACGCUGGAACAGUGCGGUAACGGUCUGCUGUACGACGGCAAGGGCGCCGCCUACCACCACUGCAACUACCACUGGGCCGUCGAUUGCGGCAACCGCAAAGCCGAACUUGCGCCGAUCAGUUCUCCCGGAUGCGAAUACCAGUUCGGUCUGUUCUCAGACGGCUCCGCUUGCAGCACCAACUACGUCAAGUGCGAACACGGAACACCGUACGCUCUGCCCUGCGAACCUGGAUUGGCUUACGAUGACAGGAUCAAAAAGUGCAACUGGCCCGAUGAGCUCGUCGACGUGGGAUGCAACCCUGCAGAUAUAAUUGGAUUCAGCUGCCCGGACAAGGUGGACCCACACUCGGUGUCGGCCAAAUUCGAACCGUACCCGAGGUACGCCCUCCCCGGAGACGCUCACAGGCUCAUCACGUGCGUGCACGGUCAUCCAAGGUUGAUAAGCUGUGGCGAGGACAGCGUUGUGGACGAAUCUUCUCUGACGUGCGUCGAGAAAGGGUCUCAUUACAGAAAGAGAAAGUAGAUCAUAUCUUUAAUCCAUUUGUGCCAUGUUUAAAGUGUACAUUUUCACAUAAAAACCAUACUGUACAAAUCAUCAAACGACAUUGACACCGUGGCAUCGUUACAUGAAAACAUAUAAAAAAUAAUUUUUCUGGGAUUGUUAUUUAUACCAAAUUAAUAGUUAUAAAAAAAAAUAAUAAAAAUUUUCCAAUUAAC